AUACGUCGCCAUUAUUCACCCUAUCAAAGCUCAUAUCGUGUGUAACAAGCGUCGGAUCGUUGUGAUUUUGGGAUGUAUAUGGCCGUGCGCAUGGGCAGCGGGACUCCCUACCCUGAUAUUUAACGAGGUCAGACAAGGGCAUCCUCACAUACCUGUUCUGUACUGUAUGAUGGUUUUCCCUGAUAACCACAUAUUCUACUUCAAAAUCUUUAAAUACAUCGAGUCGGUGCUAUUUUAUUUCCUUCCCUUGUUGAUACAGAUAGUCUUAUACGCUUUUAUCACGAAACACCUCUUCCUGGGAUCAGACAGGCUCCAUCGCAGAGUAACAGUGCGCCAGGUGAAUGGGUCCUCCUUGGAGCGAUUCUCGGAGGCGCUUCAAGCUUGCAGGGGCGUGGUUAAAAUGCUGAUGAUGAGUGUCAUUGUAUAUUUCAUAAGUUACUCACCGAAUCAGAUCUUACUUAUCUGUAACACGAUUUCCCCAACCACGUUCCACGAAAACUUCUCUUUUCAAGUGUUUACAAUGAUCGUAGCUAAUUUGAAUUCCGCGGCAAAUCCAGUGCUGUACAGUAUAUUUAGUCAGAACUUUAGACAGUGUUUUAGAUACAUGAUGUGUGCAUCGUGUGUGAGACGACCGAAGCCCAAACCCGCGCGACAAAUUACACUAACAUCAAACGGAUCGAGACUGUGGAGACACACAAGUAUGGCCUCCGCCGCGUCCACGGAAGUGUAGGCCUCUAGAGAUGCUGGCUUGUAUAUUGUUCGAGAUCAGAGUGUUGCGGAACGAAAGCUAAAAGCCUCGGGACGCUUUUUGACAUAUCUUCUUUUUGUUUCCCUUUAUGUUGAUGAAGGAACUAAUAAAUGUUGAAAUUCUGUUUCUUCAGGUCA
This is a messenger RNA of Mizuhopecten yessoensis (Yesso scallop), 885 nucleotides long. RefSeq names its product neuropeptide receptor 15-like. Gene Ontology annotation, molecular function: thyrotropin-releasing hormone receptor activity. The transcript has a single exon. Lineage: Eukaryota; Metazoa; Mollusca; Bivalvia; Pectinida; Pectinidae. The record is from RefSeq and is a predicted model, not a curated record. The annotation marks the transcript as partial. Gene Ontology annotation, cellular component: membrane. Gene Ontology annotation, biological process: G protein-coupled receptor signaling pathway.